Molecule: messenger RNA, 1101 nt
Organism: Canariomyces notabilis
Lineage: Eukaryota; Fungi; Ascomycota; Sordariomycetes; Sordariales; Chaetomiaceae
Product: glycoside hydrolase family 16 protein
Exons: 2
Biological process (GO): carbohydrate metabolic process; fungal-type cell wall organization
Cellular component (GO): fungal-type cell wall
Molecular function (GO): hydrolase activity, hydrolyzing O-glycosyl compounds; glycosyltransferase activity
Source: RefSeq, a predicted model, not a curated record
GUGGCUCUUGCUGCAUCGCUUGUUUCGGCGCAGACCUUCACAGAGUGUGACCCCACCAAGCGUGAUGACUGCCCCAACCCCAAGGCCGUCGGCUCCAAGAUUGUUGACAUCGACUUCCGCAAGGGGGCCAACGAUUUCUUCACACUUGCCGAUGGGACGAGCUUGAAGUACGACGAUAACCUUGGCGCCGUUUUCUCCAUCAGCAAGGAGACGGAGGCCCCGACGAUUAGCAGCCACGAGUAUAUCUUCUUCGGCCAGGUCGACUUGACUGUGCGGGCCUCUCGUGGUAUUGGUGUCGUCACCAGCUUCGUGCUGCAGUCGGAUGACCUUGACGAAAUCGACUGGGAGUGGCUCGGCGGCGAUUCUAAGCAGGUCCAGACGAACUAUUUCAGCAAGGGUUGCACCGAAACGUACGACCGUGGUGGCUUCUCUCCCGUUGCGGACCCCAUUAACACUUUCCACACCUACACCAUUAAGUGGACUCCCGAGCAGCUUGACUGGAUCAUCGACGGCACCGUUGUCCGCAGCCUCAAGAACAGUGGCCUUUCGGGUUGCGCUGGCUACCCGCAGUCUCCCAUGAUGAUCAAGCUUGGCACCUGGGUUGCUGGCCGCAAAGACGCGCCUCAGGGUACCAUCGAAUGGGCCGGUGGUGUCACGGACUUUUCCCAAGGUCCUUAUGAGGGCUACUACCAGAGCGUUCGCAUCCAGGAUUUCAUGGGCGGCCAAGGGGCGACCGAGGCGACCGAGUACCGAUACACUGACCGCAGCGGCUCGUGGCAGAGCAUCGAGGUUGUCAAUGAUGGCGAAUCCGUCAAGCCCAGCAGCAGCGCCACCUCCAAGGCCAGCUCCAAGACAUCCACGGCCUCUACUACUCUCAGCACUGUGACCUCGACCGCCAGCACCGGCUCCAACUCGACGACGACGACUGGCGUGUCGUCGGCAACGGGCGCCCCGACCGGUACUUUCACUUCCGACACCAACGCCGGCGUUACAUCUCCCCCCAGCGCGGUUCCUACGGGCGCUGCUGGGAAGGUCGCCUUCAACAUGGCUAACGUCGCCGCUCUUGGUGUUGCCGCUGUCCUUGGUUAUCUUGUCCUCUAA